AUGAGUAUUCGCCGAGAUGCCGUCCAACGAGACUUCGGUCUUCGACCUGGUUCACGGGCUGUGCCUAGACCUCAGUUGUCCAUCGAACCCGUAGAAGAUGUUAUGACAUCACCCACCGAGAUGAACUCUCCUCCCGACUCGUCUGAUGAUACCCGAGAGCCGUAUGUGCAAGAGGAUACCCCUCUCACCUCAGUUAAGGACACUUGCGAUGACGAGCGCGAAUCAACUAUCUCUCCAACGAUCAAUACCAAGGGUCUGCUUCCAAUCCCGAAAAUUCGAUCGCCAGCAAGACAUGACAGCGACGACGAUUCGCAGAGUGGCAAGGAAAGCCCCGUAAGCUCGGAAACUCCUUCCCUCCCCGACCAUUUCCCGCCUUGCCCAAGAGAGCGACCUACACGCCAAGAGAUCGCACUCUGGCGUGAAGGAUGUAUGUCUGUUCAACGUGAGGAUGGGAGCGUUGAUGGCUUCGACGUCGUGGACUGGCUGAUGACAAGAAAGGGAGGAGUUCUCAACCCUUGGCCUACGCUAGACGAGGGGCGGAUGGUCGUCGAAAGUAUGGGACGGGAGAUUCUUGACCUCGAUGCGAUCCACCGCCAACAGGAGGAAGAAGCAGAAGUUGCCAGGCUCAAAGAAGAGCGUCGACAGAGAAACAAACGACGAUAUCGACCUCGCGGUCAGAUCGAGAAGGAAAGGGCCGAACGACGAGCUGCCCAAGAAGCCCAACAGGCCCAAGAUUUAGCUAAGAAGACAUCCAGUGCCUCUGAUUCGGAACAGGGGCAAGACAUGCCCGACACCGACGAGCCUCCAGCAAAAAAGGCUAGAGUUGACAGUGAAUCCUAG
Messenger RNA from Fusarium musae, 840 nucleotides. RefSeq lists its product as uncharacterized. The transcript has 2 exons. The record is from RefSeq and is a predicted model, not a curated record. NCBI's taxonomy places the organism in Eukaryota, Fungi, Ascomycota, Sordariomycetes, Hypocreales, Nectriaceae. The coding region runs from base 1 to 840 and encodes 279 amino acids.